This is a messenger RNA of Pantherophis guttatus, 1145 nucleotides long. The record is from RefSeq and is a predicted model, not a curated record. NCBI's taxonomy places the organism in Eukaryota, Metazoa, Chordata, Lepidosauria, Squamata, Colubridae.
UUCAAAGUCAUAUUUAAAGGAGAGCAAACUAGUUUCCCUGAGGCAAGAUGACAACUUGGAUUGGUUUUUGCUUCCUAUUCCUGAUUGCUCUGUCUGCAGAGAGGGGACUAUCCAUACAGGAGGAGACAGAAACCAGCUGCUGUGCACAGCUGAAGAGCUUAGAACAAUGUGGGGGUGACAAGAUUGUUCUCCAGGGCCAGGCAGGGAUACCUGGAAUUCGUGUGCCAGGAACAAAUGGUCUUUCUGGAGCCAAGGGUGAGCCAGGACCUCAGGGCCCCCCAGGUGAAAAGGGCUCUGCUGGGAUUCCUGGAAAAGCUGGACCAAAGGGAGACAAAGGAGACAAAGGGGAACCCUGCUGCUUAGAAGGCUGUCAGCCGGAAGAGGGAAGAGCCAGAAACUGCAAGGAGCUCCAUGAACAAGGAGAAACCCUCACUGGCUGGUACAUCAUCUAUCCAAUCACAGGGAAAGUGAUGGUGGUUUUCUGUGACAUGGAAGUAGAUGGAGGGGGCUGGUUGGUCUUCCAGAGGAGGCAGGAUGGCUCUGUCAAUUUCUACCGUAACUGGGAAUCAUACAAGAAAGGGUUUGGGAGGCAAGGAUCAGAAUUCUGGUUGGGCAAUGAUAAGAUCCAUCUUCUCACCAGCUCUGGAACACAGCAAUUGCGAAUUGAUGUGGAAGAUUUCAACGGUUCCACAACCUUUGCAACAUAUUCCAGUUUCAGAAUCACAAAUGAAAAUGAAAACUAUAAGCUAAUGUUGGGCUCCUAUUUGGAUGGCAACAUGGGGGAUUCUUUCUCAGGACAUAAAGGCAUGGCAUUCUCUACAAAAGACAAAGACAAUGAUACCUAUGAAUCCGGAAGUUGUGCUGUGAGUUACAAGGGAGGUUGGUGGUAUGGUGCCUGCCACUCUUCCAACCUGAAUGGCCUGUAUCACAAAGGAGAACAUAGCUCUUAUGCUGAUGGCAUCAACUGGUCUGCUGGGAAGGGGCACCAUUAUUCUUACAAAUAUGUGGACAUGAAAAUUAGACCUCAAUAGGUGAAAUAUCAGUAUAUUCACAAUUGUUCAACUCUUACUAAAAAUAACUCUUCAGAUUUGGUUUUCACCGGCUGUGCCAAUAUGAUGUAUCCAAUAAACCUGUUCUUAGAGGAA